This is a messenger RNA of Pistacia vera, 1705 nucleotides long. RefSeq names its product UDP-glycosyltransferase 92A1-like. The coding region runs from base 73 to 1608 and encodes 511 amino acids. NCBI's taxonomy places the organism in Eukaryota, Viridiplantae, Streptophyta, Magnoliopsida, Sapindales, Anacardiaceae. The transcript has a single exon. The record is from RefSeq and is a predicted model, not a curated record. Gene Ontology annotation, molecular function: UDP-glycosyltransferase activity.
UACUCUUUCUCCUCAUCCUCUCCCUAGCUCCUUCUCUACUCAUAUUUCUCUUGGUUCUUACCAGCAACAACAAUGGUAAUAAAGCCACCAACAAAAGAGAACAUAGUGAUGUUCCCAUUCAUGGCGCAAGGCCAUAUAAUCCCUUUCCUAGCUUUAGCCCUUCGCAUCGAAAAAACAAACAAAUACACCAUAACUUUUGUUAACACCCCUUCAAACAUCAAGAACCUCAGAUCAUCUCUCCCUUCAAACUCCUCCAUUCAUCUCCUCGAAAUCCCUUUUAAUAGCUCAGAUCAUGAGCUCCCUCCUCACACUGAGAACACCGACUCAGUUCCCUAUGAUCUUGUUCCCAAGCUCUUUGAAGCUUCUUUAUCUUUCAAACCCCAUUUCCGAAACCUCAUCUCCAAGCUUUUCCAGGAUGAAAAUGAGCAUAAACGUCCGCUUUGUAUCAUCUCAAGCAUGUUCUUUGGAUGCUGUGCGGAGAUCGCUCAUGAGUUUGGCUUGUUUCAUGCUAUAUUUGUUGCAGGUGGUGGCUUUGGCUUUGCUUGUUACUACUCUUUGUGGCUAAACCUUCCACAUAGCAACUCAGAUUCUGAUGAAUUUGAGUUGCCUGAUUUUCCUGAAGCUUCUACUCUUCAUGUUACUCAGAUGUCAGAUACUUUAAGAGCUGCUGAUGGGAGUGAUUCUUUUUCAGUUUUUGUGAAGAAAGUGUUUCCUCUUUGGGUCAAAGCUGAUGCAAUUUUGGUUAACACAGUUGAGGAAUUUGACAAGACAGGAUUAAACUAUUUCAGGAGAAAAAUCGGCCGACCGGUUUGGCCUGUUGGGCCUGUUCUUUUCUCUUCAGGAAACAAAGCUCGAGCUGGUAAAGAGUUUGGUCUAUCACAAGAGAUUUGCAAAAAUUGGCUUGAUAAAAAACCUUCUUGUUCAGUUCUCUAUGUGUCAUUUGGGUCACAGAACACCAUAUCUUCAUCACAAAUGAUGCAAUUGGCAAUGGCUUUAGAAGCUUGUGGCAAGAAUUUUAUAUGGGUUGUGAGGCCACCAAUUGGCUUUGACAUAAACUCAGAAUUUAAAGCCAAUGAAUGGUUGCCUGAAGGAUUUGAAGAAAGGAUCAGAGACUCAGGACGUGGACUAGUAGUUCAUACAUGGGCACCCCAGGUGGAGAUUUUAUCUCACGAAUCUUUAUCUGCAUUUUUGAGUCAUUGUGGAUGGAACUCUGUGCUUGAAUCACUGAGCGGUGGAGUGCCGAUGAUUGGGUGGCCAAUGGCGGCAGAGCAGUUCUAUAAUGUGAAGUUGUUGGAAGAGAAGAUUGGAGUAUGUGUGGAGGUUGCUAGAGGGAAGAACUGUGAGAUUUUUCGUGAGGAAAUAGUGGCGAAAAUUGAGUUGGUGAUGAAUGAGAGUGAGAAAGGAAAGGAAAUGAGAAAGAAAGCUUGGGAAAUUAAGGAGAUUAUUAACAAUGCAACCAAAGAUGAGGAAAAUUUUAAAGGGUCGUCUAUGGAAGCCAUGGAUCAAUUCUUGAAUGCUGCAUCGAAGCUAAGGGGAGAAGACAAAGGGGAAAUCCAUGGAGCUCCUCUGUCAGUUCAUGAAGAAAAAUCUUGCAUUUGUAUUAAUUAAAUAACGUCAAAGAAAGUAAUACUGUCUCUAAUCAACUGUACUUUGUAAGAUCCCUAUUACUAUGAUUAAGAGUGAGCUUGCCCAAGAUUAUAAUUAA